Erythranthe guttata (spotted monkey flower) is the source of this 1359-nucleotide messenger RNA. Its product is annotated as ARM repeat superfamily protein. The record is from RefSeq and is a predicted model, not a curated record. Gene Ontology annotation, molecular function: protein binding. NCBI's taxonomy places the organism in Eukaryota, Viridiplantae, Streptophyta, Magnoliopsida, Lamiales, Phrymaceae.
AAAAAAAAAAAAAAAAGACCCUUAUCCUUCAUACACCUAAAAAGCAAUCAACCUUGCAUCCUUCUCAAGCAAUCACUCCUCUCUACUUAUUAUUAUUACACUAUAUAUAUCUAUAUAUAUACAUAUAGGUUGGGCUAAAUUUCGACUCGGGAAGAAGAAGAAGAAGAAGAAGAAGCUAUGGCAGAAGCCCUUUUAUACGGCGAGAGAGAAGCUCGAAUCAUGGCGGCAAGAGAAAUCGGCAAUCUCAACACUAAGCAGAAGCAAAGAUUAGCCGAUAAUGGAGUCAUUUCUCCAUUGGUUUCGAUGCUUCAUGGCGAAGAUUAUGACUCCAUUGUGGCUGCUCUGUUUGCUCUGCUCAAUCUUGCCUUUGGAAGUGAAAGGAACAAACGAUGUAUAGCGAAAGCAGGGGCGAUUGCAGCCAUAGUAAAGAUUCUGAUCCAAUUCAAGAACAAUGAGUCUUUAAUGGAAAUGGGAUUGGCUGCACUUUUGAUACUCUCUUCUUGCUCGAUGAAUAAACCCGAAAUCGCGUCUUCCGGUGCGGUUCAGCUUCUCUUGGAAUUACUGGACUCGGAGUUUCCAAUAGGGCAAAGCAUUAGCCAUCAGGUGAAAUUCGAUAUCAUAUCCACACUUCACAACCUAUCAACUUCACCACAAACAAUCCCAUCGAUUCUCCUCUCCGGCGGAUUAAUCACUUUGAUCCAAUUGAUUUACGAGUACGACAACUCGUCCGAUUUGGUGGAGAAGGCAAUGGCCUUGCUGGAGUCGAUUGUAUCUUCGUCCGAAGUCGCCUUGAGUCAGGUUUGUGAAGUUGGGGGUGUGAUAAGGAUGUUGGUGGAGGCGGUGGAGGAGGGGACGGCGGCGUGCAGAGAAUACGCCGCCGGGAUACUGGUGCUUAUAUGCAGAAGGUGCAGAGAGAGGUACAGGGUGAUGAUUCUGAAGGAAGGGGCGAUGCCGGGGGUGAUGCAUUUGAGCGUUGACGGCACGUGGCGAGCUAGAGAGAAGGCUAAAGCUUUGCUUUUGCUGCUUAGAGACUGCAACAAUGGCGGCGGCGGUGGAUCUUCUUCUUCGUCUUCUUCGACGGAGAGGGUUCAGUUUUCGAAGAAUGUGGCUUUGGAAGAGGUAAUGAGAGAGAUUGAUAGAGGGGGAAGGAGUGGAACUUGUGUUCGGAUGGUGGAGGAGAUGAUCGCCAAACUUAGAACAUGAAUACAUGAUAUGUAUGUUUCAUUAGUUAUAUAUCAUGCUCUCUUUUUAUUCUUUUUCUUUUUUUUUUUUUUUUUUUGCUUGUCUAGAUGUCCUAUCAUUAGAUGUUGUGUAGAGGGUGUGGAUAUACUUGUUUGAAUGGAUUUUUUUUUUUUUUUU